Molecule: messenger RNA, 1091 nt
Organism: Asparagus officinalis (garden asparagus)
Lineage: Eukaryota; Viridiplantae; Streptophyta; Magnoliopsida; Asparagales; Asparagaceae
Exons: 7
Coding region: 5-703 (232 amino acids)
Biological process (GO): protein ubiquitination
Cellular component (GO): membrane
Molecular function (GO): zinc ion binding; ubiquitin-protein transferase activity
Source: RefSeq, a predicted model, not a curated record
AAUCAUGGGUUUGGUCGAUAGAAUCAUCGCGUCAGCUGCUUGUUUUGAUCCUGAUAGUAGUAAUGGAGAUGGGUUCCUGAAGAGAGAGGAAAAAGAUGAAGGGAGCUCUGUUAAUGGUGAGGGUUUGAAGAAGAAGAAGAAGAAAGGAGAAGGAUUGAUUGAGUGCAGGAUUUGUCAAGAGGAAGGAGAUGAGAGCGAUAUGGAAGCUCCCUGUGCUUGCAAUGGAACCCUCAAGUUUGCUCACAGGAAAUGCAUACAGAGAUGGUGCAAUAAGAAGGGGAACAUCACAUGUGAAAUUUGCAACCAGGUAUAUGCACCCAACUAUUCAGCACCACCAACUAGAUCCAGUUCGGACAUGAUAGCCAUUGAUAUCAGACAAGGUUGGGCGGGUGCAAGAAUUGAUCUAAAUAAUUCCCAUUUUCUCGCCAUUGCUGCUGCUGAGCAAGAACUGCUAAAUGCAGAGUAUGAACAUUAUGCAGCUGCACACAACAAUGGGAUAGCUUGCUGCCGCUCUGUUGCUCUUAUUUUGAUGUUUCUUCUUCUUGUUCACCAUGUUCUUAUGGUUAUACGAGAUGUUGGAAUGGUCCAUGACGCGUCAGACUUCUUCAAUCUAUCCCUUCAGUUUGCUGGUUUUCUUUUACCAUGUUAUUUGAUAGUACGCUCAUGCUACCUUCUCCAAGGCCGGAGAAGAAGACAGGCCUAAGAUAUGCCUUAAGAGUUCACCCAGUGACGAGAGAUCUAGGAUUACCCUUCUGUGAGAGUUUGCUCAAAUGACGAGAGAAUUGAGCUCGUACUCGUGCAACUUCCAAGCUUUUUGAUAUUCGCAAUACCGGAGACACCCGACUCACUUCGUUUCCAAGGGAAUUGGAUGCAAAAUGCAUGCCUCGCUAAACAAUUGGUUUCACUUUUUCUGUGAGAUCAAAGAAUGGCAUUUAGAAGAAAAUGUAUAUAUGAGAAUGAUUUUGAAUGGGCUGUCGCCCAAUGUAAUUAUCUCCAAUGUCGUGAUAGAAAUGUUUUAUGUCCCCUUAAGCUAUCGUCUUCUUGAAAUUUAUCUUUACAGCAUAUGACCAUGCAAUUGCAAUUUCAGAGAU